This is a messenger RNA of Bufo gargarizans (Asiatic toad), 5918 nucleotides long. RefSeq names its product potassium voltage-gated channel interacting protein 3 (gene KCNIP3). The transcript is spliced from 9 exons. Gene Ontology annotation, cellular component: voltage-gated potassium channel complex; nucleus. Gene Ontology annotation, biological process: negative regulation of transcription by RNA polymerase II; regulation of potassium ion transmembrane transport. NCBI's taxonomy places the organism in Eukaryota, Metazoa, Chordata, Amphibia, Anura, Bufonidae. Gene Ontology annotation, molecular function: RNA polymerase II cis-regulatory region sequence-specific DNA binding; DNA-binding transcription repressor activity, RNA polymerase II-specific; calcium ion binding. Bases 1 to 696 code for a protein of 231 amino acids. The record is from RefSeq and is a predicted model, not a curated record.
AUGGCGACCGUGGAGCUGCUCACUGAUCUCUUUGAGCUUCUGGAGCUAGCUGAGAUUUAUAAAGGAAAAGGACGACAUCGGGCCCCACCGUGCACUUCCACAAACUAUAGCAGUGACAGUGAGCUGGAGCUAUCAACAGUACGUCACCAGCCAGAGGGACUGGAGCAGCUUCAAGCUGUCACCAAAUUCACAAAAAAGGAGCUUCAAUCUUUAUACAGAGGAUUUAAAAAUGAGUGUCCUAGUGGCUUGGUGGAUGAAGAAACCUUUAAGCUGAUCUACUCACAGUUCUUCCCUCAAGGAGAUGCCACCAUGUAUGCACACUUUCUGUUUAAUGCCUUUGACUUGGAAAGAAGUGGUGCCAUUCGGUUUGAGGAUUUUGUGGUCGGGCUGUCUAUUCUACUACGAGGGACUGUCCAUGAAAAAUUAAAAUGGGCUUUUAACCUGUAUGAUAUAAAUAAGGAUGGAUACAUUACCAAGGAGGAGAUGCUGGCAAUAAUGAAAUCCAUCUAUGACAUGAUGGGACGUUACACAUACCCCAUGCUACGAGAUGACGCCCCAAACGAGCAUGUGGAGAGGUUCUUCCAGAAGAUGGACCGAAAUCAUGAUGGAGUAGUAACCAUCGAUGAAUUUUUGGAGACUUGUCAAAAGGAUGAGAACAUUAUGAAGUCCAUGCAGCUCUUUGAAAAUGUGAUCUAGAAGAAGAUAUUGCAUUCCACCCAUGCCAGCACUAGCAAGGACCCAUCCGAAAGAGUAUGCCCGAGACUGGAUCACAUCCACCGCCCUCCUUCCUCCACCAACAGUCCAUGGAUGGUGUAAUCUCUCUCCCAGGGAACAGACAAUCCUACUUACUGCCUGCCUGUUUGCACUGAUCCCUUCCUACUCCUCACCAUAACAAACUCACCUUUCUAAGGACUGUUUUGUAUUAUUACAGAAAAAAGCACAUUUAUCUCUGCAAGAGCCAGGAUUCUUAAAUCAGGGAUUUUUACAGAAAGCCACUCUUGCCUGUAUCAGAUGUGGGAACACAUGAAUCAUUCCCCCACCCCCACCCCCCACAGAAACCAAGAGAUAUGUUUGAUGGUUUGAAGAACAAUACAGUUAAUUAUAUGCAGAUAUCUGCGUUUUGUGCUUCCUGAAAACCUGCCAAAUCCACUCAACACCUCAGCGCUAUGUUAGCUGAAAGUAAUAUGAUGGCCUCUUUCUCUGCCGCUUGGUGGCACUGGAAGAGUUUUCACCAGGUACAGAUAUCAUGGUUGUUAUAUUUAAGCCUUCCAUUAUGUUUUUCUUCUAAUUACAAGUAUUUGAGUGCAUGUUCUUUACAAGACCCAGAGCAUUCAUUAUCUAUAUAAAACCUAACUUAUCACAGGUCAUCAUUGCUGAUGCAAAACUGCUGACAGACACCAGUAGGGGCACAGGAGGUGAUACAUAGCUCUUUCCCUGCAUUUAAUCAAUGGAGUGCUGUAAAAUCAAUUUUGAAUCCCAAGGGUGCUGGUCCUGCAAGGGCACAGAGGGAAGGGCCCACAGCCUGCAGCGCUUCCACAGCCCCUCCCCUCUGAUAUGAGUAACGCUGUAGUAUCCAACCAGAGGACCACUACAUAGCAAAGGAGAGUGGCCGCGAUGUGUCUUAUACACUGAUCCUAAAGCAGUCUAAGGGAACCGCCUCCAGGCGCUUACAGGAGCAACACCCAAAGUUCAUUUUCUCAGCAGUAUAGUGAUUAAAAGCAGAGACAGAUGUCUGUCAGCAGUUUUGCAUCAACAAAACUGCUGAUGGACUCCCUUUAAGCCCCUUUAUUUUUCCAGACUGUGCAUUUGGAUGAGAAAUUGGGACAUGAUUCUUAAGAUAAUUAGGUCACUUCUCAGAGUAAUUGAGUUACUUUAAUGUUGCAUAUUUUAGGGGGGUUCAAAUCCAUAUAUAAUGGCACACAGUUUGAUGCUGUGUAUUGCUAAUGGUCUAUGUGAGCUUUUCAAAUCACUAGAGCAGUGGAUGAAAUCUGAUAUCAGCACAAGGGACACCUCAUUUGGAGUAUCGCAGUGCUGCUGCCUUGGUGGUACAUCAUUGCUGCCAUGUCUUUAUUAGUACAUACUGUACUUGCAAACAUUCUGGAGCCCUUUUCUUAGAACUCUGUAUUUAACCAUUCCCCUGUAUGAAUUGAUUGACUACUAGUGUACUGUAUCUACACAGCUGGUGUCAGAGUGCAUAGGAACACAUCCCUUUAACAUAGGGACCAUACAAUUCCAUGAGGAACAGCAGAGGACUAAGUUAGUCGAAUUGUUAUUUCACAAGAAAUACAAGCAUUUACUAAGGUAAACAUCAGCAAUUUCAAUGAUGCUAAGCUGCUGACACCACUAAGUAGGGUCUGGGAAGAGCAGUACAAACAUAUCUUUAGAGAGAAUAUGAAGUUUCAAUUUUGCCAGAUUUUGCUCCAGCAAGUGUCCAGGAGGUGGGGAUUCACUGUGAAGUGUUCUCUGCCUUGAGCUGCUUUACGGCUCCUCCCCCCUCUGAUCUGAGAGAAAACUAUUGCAUCCAACCAGGAGACCUCUAUAGCUGUCAGUCAGAGCAGAGGGGAGAGGCUGUAAAACUGCUUAUGGCAGGAAACUAACAGAACUUCACAGUGAACCUCUACACCUGGGUACUUGCUAAAAUUAAAUCUAGCUGAAUAAAACUUCACAGUCAUACUACUCCUGAUUAGAAAAGCUCUACAAAAGGUAUGUUUGUCAUGCUCUCCCCAGCCCAUACCUACUGCUGGCAGGAAUUUAGCAUAGUCAAAACUGCUGAAAGAUUUCAUUUAAGAAAUCUUAUUAGAUGGUGGUAGCAAUACGAUAGUCAAGACAUCCUAUCAUAUGGUACUCAAAACAAUCCAAGCAGGGAUUCUUCAGUCAUGUUAAAGGGGUUGUGCAGCGCUACAAUAUUAAUUACUUAUCCUGAGGAUAGGUAAUCAAUAUCAGAUUGGUGAGGGUCUGACAUCGGGCAGUCCCGCCAAUCAGCUGUUUGAAGAGGUAGUGGCGGUCUUGCGAGCACUGCUUCCUCUUCCAAAUUAGCUAUGCGUUAUCUUCUUUGCAGCAGUGGCACAUUGUAAUUACAAGUGUUUGGCCCAUUUACUUGAAUGGAACGAGAAGUUGCAAUUACCCUGACUCUACAAGUGAGACAACAUGCAGGUAAUUUUGAAGCCGAGGCAGCGCUUGCAAGACCUCCGCUACCUUUUAAAACAGCUGAUCGAUGGGGUGCCAGGAGUCAGACCUCCCUGAUCUGACAUUGAUGACCUAUCCUGAUGAUAGGGAAUCAAUAUUGUAGCACUGGACAACCCCUUUAAGUAAAAGUCUCUGUAGAGGAUGUAUGUAAUGGAUACACCUUGUCUAAAACAGCUGUGAACUUUAGCAAUACAACACCUCAUGCAUAUAAAUAAAGAUAUUGCACAUUUCUUACCAUUUUUACAGGGACUUCUUAAUAAAGAGGUUGUCCAGAGGCACAAAAACACAUGACCAAGGCUCUAAUAUUACAUAAAUACAGCACUUACUAAUUACUUCACAUUAGAAAGGUGCCCCGAUCACUAGAAUGGAGGAGUGGUCAUGGGAUCACAGAAGUUUAGGGGACUGGUGUUUCGGUGGUCGUGCAGGUGGACAGCAUUUUACAAAGGCAGGUGGGAGGGUAGGAAAAAGAGGCUAAAAAGGGAGAUGCCAGGACAGAACAUAUGGGAAGGGGGGGGGGCAUUCUGGCUCUUUGACUCCCUUUUAGCAGUCUUCAGCUUCUUUCAGAAGACUGCUGAAGGACGCCAGGGACCUAGGUGGCUGGAAUGGAGCUUCAGCAGAUAAGUAUGAACUUUGUAAAAGGUACAACAGGUUGGGGUUCAUUAAACAAGUCUAAACAAAAAACAGACAACCACCUUAAGACAUCAGAACUGUUCCUUGUUUUGCCUGCUUGUCAUGACCUUUGCACUGCCCACUUACCGGAAUCCUCAAGCGGCUGAAUGUCAGUGUUCUUGUACAGAACAUGCACUCAUGUUUAUUCUUUUGAUGACAGGGAUUAAAAAUGGUAAGAUAAUUUCUAUAACUGUUCUUGAAUUGUACAAGUUUUAUUUGUACGUCUUGGUGCAUACACCUGGCGUGAAAUGUAGCAUCACUGAAUAAAGGGGUUGAGGGUCUCCAUCAUCUCUCAAACAAAAGCACAAUUCUUGAUAAAGGCAUGGGGUAAUCCUAAGAGAACCGAAGGUGAAAUGGAGCCUAGUUCAGCUACCACAAGCAUCAUUCUCAUGUAUUCAUUACAUGUCCCUUAAAUCUCACAUUUGAUUUUCAUACUUACAUAAAAUACCAUACAUACUACACACAUAUGGAUUGUACAUCAUUGAAAUGGCAGGGGCCACACAGCAAAGGAAAAAUUAGGCACUCCUAACUGGGAGUGAAGGUCCUGAUGUUCCAUCCAUUUUCAUAACCGUAGUAAAUUUUCUAUUUAGUUUGGUAAAUUUAUUUCAGUAACUAUGGACAAUACAUUCCAGGGCAAGUUCUCACCACCCAUUCAAAUGGGUACAACACUCAUCUUGAAUGGGCCCCCUCUCUGCCUGGGUCCUAUAGCCGCCCCACAAGAAUAUAUAUAUAUAUAUAUAUAUAUGUAUAUAUCCUUGUUACAUUCUUUCCUUACCCAGUGACCACCUCUAAAUAUUAAGGGGCACAUUUAUUAAGACUGGCGUUUUAGAAGCUGGUUAUAAUAAGGUCCUGUGCUGGCGGUGAAUCCGCCAAAGUUAUGAAGAGGCACCGGCCACAGCUUCAAAUGUAAGACAUUUAGAUCUUUUUCUACGCCUAAAACAAGCGUAGAAAAUGGUAAAUGAAAAAGGCCUGCAGGCCUGUCCCCUUCCACCCCACUUUUUUAGACCUGGCGUGAGUGGGGACAAGUCACAGAUUGCGGCGCCAGAAAUAAAUGACCCUCCAAUUCUUCCCCUAGUCAUGCUAUGCUUUAUCCACCAAUAUGAAACCAUCUAAGUGCAUUAGGUCCAAUGCUUCUGGGAGAGAAGAGGGCUGUUCUAUCAGCAUGCCAUGGAGUAUGCCACAACUUUUAAAAAACAUUCAAUUGGAGGGAUGUGGAGGUACAGUACUGGCCUCAUAGAUUUGACUUGGAGUUAUAUUACAGCUCAGUAUCAAAAUGGCCAUGUGCAUGAGGCCUGAGACAUAUUCAAACUACUUGUCCCACCAAAAGCAUCAGGACAUUACAAUCCAUUUGAUGUCUUGUCUUUUCCUUCAUGUAUCAACGUUUCCAGUUGGUGCUGAAGAUAUCAUUCAAGUCCUUACAUAAUGUAUGGUCUAUGAUUAUAGUUCAGUUUACUAUUUUUAUGUAAACUCUCCAUCCCGCCAGGGUCCGUUCAUAGAGAAACUAGUCAAUGCCAACACCCAUUCUGGGCUCCCAGCCUGUACACGUCUGCAUUUAAAGGUUAUCUACAACAGACUGCCACAAUUUACUAACAGUCUUCAGUGAAUCCUGCUGCAACAUUGGACGGUGUGCACCAGUUGAAUUAUCUGGGUCCCAGUUUAUUCUUUGAAACUCCAUUUCAUAGUAUUGGUUCAUUGUAUAACUAGGUCUUUUCCUCGAUGUUCAUACAUGAUGGGUUAUUUUAGAACUGUUCUCUUCCGGUAUCCAUUUUUUAUUUGUGUUGGGUAUAUGACUCUUCUCUGUUAGGACAGGAACCAUACAAUUUCCACACAUUCUCCUUCAUGGCAGGUAUCAUCUUCUGACAGGCUCCAGAAACCUUCCCUCCUCCUGGGAUUACUGAAAAAUUGCACUAGACGUGAGAGGCAUGUAUAAGAAUGAAUGCAUGUUGUAAGGGGAGUCUUCUCUCUUAUAUGCACUCGUCUCACUACCACAUGAUGUGUCUGAGUAUGAUGGCAGCACCUAAUGGCUCAUCAUUGUAUAUUUUAAUAAAAUAAAUGGAAAAAUG